This is a messenger RNA of Agrilus planipennis (emerald ash borer), 815 nucleotides long. Its product is annotated as zinc metalloproteinase nas-13-like. The record is from RefSeq and is a predicted model, not a curated record. Gene Ontology annotation, biological process: proteolysis. The coding region runs from base 1 to 807 and encodes 268 amino acids. Gene Ontology annotation, molecular function: metalloendopeptidase activity; zinc ion binding. Lineage: Eukaryota; Metazoa; Arthropoda; Insecta; Coleoptera; Buprestidae. The transcript is spliced from 6 exons.
AUGGCUUUGUCGACAGUUUGCAGUUUAAUAUGUUUUUGUACCAUCGGUUUUGGUAUUUGCAAUGGUGCACCCAAGAAGUUGGCAGCACGAGAUCUUGAUUUAUUCUUAAAAUGGGCAGAGGACGAUAAGCAAAACAUUUGGGAAUUGAGUGGACAGUUUGAGGGUGACAUCGUUUUUAAUCACGACGUUUCUAAAAACGGCAUUAUACACGAUGAAUCUCGUCGAUGGAAAAACAACGAAAUCCCGUACGAAUUUGAUCCUGAUUUUCCGGACGAUGCAAAGCUAUAUGUGGACGAUGUCUUAAAGGAAUUUGCAAAUGUUUCUUGCGUAAAAGUUAGACCUAAAAAUAAGGACGACGAAGAUUAUGUUUAUGUGCAGAAUGAGGAAUCGGGUUGUUUUUCGUCGGUUGGAAGGGAAGGCGGGAAACAAAUUUUAAAUUUGUAUGGUGAUGAAAAGGGAAAGAAAUGUAUCACAAAAGGGGUAAUAAUUCAUGAAUUCUUACACGCUGUUGGGUUUUAUCACCAACAAAGUUCGCAUGACAGGGAUGAUUAUGUCAAUAUUAAUUGGGAUAAUAUAGAAAAAGUGCACAAACACAAUUUUGAAAAAUACUCAGAAAAGGAGGUGUCCCACUUUGGGGUUCCAUACGAUUAUGGUAGCGUGAUGCACUACAGUGAUUACGCUUUUUCCAAGAAUGGUAAAAAAACGAUCGAGGCGAAGAAACCAAAUGUUACAUUAGGCCAAAGGAACGGUUUUAGUCCAUCGGAUGUACAAAAGUUGAAUUUGAUGUACAACUGCAACGACGUAUAAAAAUACUU